AGAGUGAAAUUUAUCAUGGUCAAUUCAAGCCAGUUUCCAUAUUUCAUACUGACUGCCUACCUGGACAUGGGCUAUCUGAAGUACUUAUAUUUUGUGAUUGUUUUGAUGCUGUACAUUGUGAUUGUGUUUGCGAAUGCUUUGCUCAUUGUAACUAUUUGUAUGAAGAGGAGCCUACAUGAGCCUAUGUAUGUGUUUCUGUGUAGCCUGUUGGUUAAUGAACUGUAUGGUAGUGCUGGUCUAUUUCCAUUCCUCCUGCUGCAGAUCACCUCAGACACUCACACCAUAUCUAGAUCUAUAUGUUUCCUUCAGAUCUACUGCUUGUACACAUAUGCCACUGUGGAGUUUAGUAACCUGGCUGUGAUGUCCUAUGAUAGGUAUCUUGCUAUAUGCUGUCCUCUGCAUUAUAAGGCUCGGCUGACCUCUUGCAAGGUGGCUCUGUUGAUCGCUCUUGUAUGGCUGUACUCUCUUAUCAAGUUCCUAGUUUCUACUUUUCUGACUUUCCGUUUAAAACUCUGUGGGAACGUCAUAGACCGGAUGUACUGUCAAAUCUACUAUGUGACCAAACUCGCGUGUUCUGAUACCACAGUAAACAAUGUCUGGGGACUUUUUGCAUCAUUUGUGACCAUUGGGGUUCCAUUGAUCCCCAUCCUGUUCUCCUACACCAAGAUCCUCAGGGUUUGCGUCGUUGGUUCUAAAGAGACCAGACAGAAAGCAGUCAGUACCUGCAGCCCCCACAUCGCCUCCCUACUGAUCUUCACCUUUGGGUGUGGAUUUGAAAUAUUUCAGAGUAGAUAUAAUAUGACCGGUGUUCCCAGGAUAUUGCGUAUUGUUUUAUCGCUGUACUUUGUAACAAUCCAAGGACUCUUCAACCCUAUCAUUUAUGGACUGAGGUUAUCUAAAAUAAGACAGAUUUGUCGAAAUGUAUUUUUCUGUAAGAAGAUAUAG
This is a messenger RNA of Gadus chalcogrammus (walleye pollock), 945 nucleotides long. Its product is annotated as olfactory receptor 11A1-like. Gene Ontology annotation, biological process: G protein-coupled receptor signaling pathway. The record is from RefSeq and is a predicted model, not a curated record. Gene Ontology annotation, cellular component: membrane. Lineage: Eukaryota; Metazoa; Chordata; Actinopteri; Gadiformes; Gadidae. Gene Ontology annotation, molecular function: G protein-coupled receptor activity; olfactory receptor activity. The transcript has a single exon. Bases 16 to 945 code for a protein of 309 amino acids.